AUCAACACCGGGUAUCUUAAGGUCGACCGUUGAGAGUUGUCCUAUAUACACACCGUUGUGAUAGUGUGUCUGUAAUGCUUUUUUUUUCUUUAUCAAAGUAACCAGGUAAAUGUUAUCAAAAUGGCUUUUUGUAUCUAGAUAACCUUUCGUACUAUCAUUAGUAAUAACAUUUCUUGUCUUUCAGGGUUUGUAUGUUUGAAUCUAUAUUUUGGUUACAUGUUAUUGAUCGGAUGUACAUGUUUCUACAGAUUCGUCAUCAAAGGUAAAUGAAAAUUACUAUCAACAUUCUAUGCAAAUGAGAUUUUCCUUAAAUAAUUAUAUCACAUGUUAGACCCAUUACCAUUAAAUACUUAUUAGCUGAUUUUUACAGGCUUUUUAAACAUAAUUUUCUGCCUCUCCCCCUUUCCAACCCUCCUUCCCUCUUAUCUAUCUCUCCAUCCCUUCUCCCUACUCCCUCUCUCUCUCCCUCGCUAUCUUUCUCCCUCCAUACUCUCUCUCUCCUUCUUUCUCUCUUUCUAUCGUCUCUCUCCGCGUCCCCUCCCGCCCUCUCUCUCUCUCCUUCUUUCUCUAACGCCCUCAAUCAGUAAAACGCUCUCAUCUCAUGUCAUGGUAUUGCCUCCAGUAACGCAGUACAAACCCUCGAUGCAAUACUCCCCACUUUCAUCAAUGUACACCGCUCACUAAACAACUUCAAACUUUUUUUUUUCAUAAUUUCAUAACUUUAAAUGAACAACUCUUAGUCGCUGGCUCACGAUUAAUGAUUAACUCUCAAGACUUUUCUUGUCGUGUCUGAUAAGGCACACCCAAUGUUCCCUCUAAGGUUUGUUGGUUCGUGUGCAAAAUCAUACAGUUGUGUGCAAUGUUUUACAGCUUCAAUUUUUUUGUGCGCAAAAUUUUACAGCCCACUCACUAGAGUGGAAAUUUGCUGCGCGGUACUCAAAACUGCUGCGCGGCGUCUGCUUAAACGGAACAUUUGUCACACCAUAUCACACGUGUUUGUUGUUGUAUUUUUUUUCAUCCAUCCUUUAGUCUGUUUUUCGUGUCUUGUCCGUCUGUUGUUUGUAAUGUUCCCUCUAGAAAUUUUUAAAUUUUUUAUUUUUUUUAAUUUUAAAAAUUGUUUUUAGUGUUCAUUUACAGGAAUAUAACGAAAAGAAGUACAGUAUUCAGUGUUGUAACAUCAUGGUAAAGAUGUGUCCAAUCACCAUACUUAUCCUUUGCUUUGCCAUGACAACCGUCAGUCUCACAGAGACGUUUUGCAGCCCGGGCCAGUACGUGUCUACAGAUUCAGAUGGGAAUUCCCGGUGCGUUCCUUGCCGCACCGGUACAUUCAAUCCGCACGAGCGCCACCGAGACAUCGACUGCGCCAUGUGCACCAGCGCGGAGUCCUUCCAACACGAGACGGUCAUCUCCGUGUGUGACGGUGUGCGAGACACGGUGAUUGGCUGCCGGAGAGGGUACUACCGAGUGCAGGUGUACGACGGCAUGUACUCGGACGGGGAGUGUCUUAGGUGCGCACGGUGUGGUGCUGGCAUGCGCACUGUCAGGCCGUGCAGUGGAACCAGCGACACGGUCUGUGCGCCUAAUCAGCCUUGAACGUACAGGAUUAUAAAACUUAGUCACUGAACACGUCAUAAUAAUCUUGCCCUUACACACAAGACAUAUCUACACACAAGACACAUCUACACACAAGAAACAUCUACACACAAGACACAUCUACACACAAGACACAUCUACAUACAAGACACGUACAAAUUAAUUCACACCUUAACCGUUUCACACCUGAUAACACACUAAUGCCCCCCCCCCCCCCCCCCAACCUUUGUUUCUGCCAACAUCUGAAUGAGACAGUAACGCACAACCUCUUCCAAGGCCUUCUACUUCAGGACUUAUUCCUCGACUACUUACCAAAAAAUACCAGACUACACCAACACCCUAUGCAUGUAUACAGCUGCGAAAAAAUGUGCUAAUUUUUUUCCAGAUUUGCCUGGCCAGGAUGUUUAUGUCUGUAGUUUUCACUGUGACUUAUCCAAAUAAAUAUUUAUUUUUUUUUUUAAUAUUUUUAAAAUUUAGUCUUUCAUUUUUUGAUCUUUCCAACUUUGAUCUAUUUGAACUUCGAUCUAUUUGAAGAUGGAUAUCCUGAAAGGAUUGAUUGCGA
Messenger RNA from Lymnaea stagnalis (great pond snail), 2155 nucleotides. The record is from the annotation of a GenBank genome assembly. NCBI's taxonomy places the organism in Eukaryota, Metazoa, Mollusca, Gastropoda, Lymnaeidae.